CAUGGGAAGAAAACAUCAAAGAUGGAUUGUAAGAGCAUAAAAAUGGUCGUACCAAUGGUCUCUCUAUGGUGCUCUGCUAUGGCCAAUACAAGAUCCCUAAGGAAAGGCAUUGAGAAUCAAGGCAUCAUGUAGAAGCUUCCUGCAAGCAAGAGUCAAGGACAGCCUGAGCUGGCAGUCAUACCAGUUCAUCACAUUCAAAAGCCAGUGAGGAACUGAUCCUCCACAAAUUACCUAAUCUGUAUUUGAACUCAUUUAUAUUCCUGCUCUCCAUAACAUCCUAACAUCCUCUAACAAUAAUUACACUGUCUUUGGGACAUGCAAAAUGAAUUUCCUCUUGUUUGCAGUAAAAUUGCUGCCUGAGCUCACCACUGUUUCCUUCAGAUUAGGUAAAAGAGAUCAAGCAUCUCAAGUUUAUUCAUUUCAAAGCAAGAUCUUCAGGCUCCCAAGUCAGAGUUGGUUUGGUUUUAUUUUUGUACCACUCUGCUAAAUCCUUUUCCCACAUCCAUUUUCAAUAUAUGGACACAUUCCAGUAACUUGUGCUGUAAACAGAGGUAACGCAAUCUGUUCACUCCGUGAGAUCCCAUUUAAUACAGCAUGCAUCAUCUAUCUCCCUCCCUGGAGCCUUGUCUUCCCAGGAUACUGUAUUAUGUUGCGGAAGUGUGAUUCCACAUACUUUGUUCCUCCAUGUAGAACCUUAUGUUUUAAUUCUAAGCGUGAUUUUACCAGGGGUUUUAGGAGGUAGUUACUUCCCAUUAACUCGGCCAAAUAUAUGCACCGUGCCAGGAGAGACAGUCACACCUGCAGAGCUGUGUAGCCCUCCUAACCAUAUUUUGUCAUUGUAAGACAUCCAUGAACAUCAGAAAGCAUUUAGAUGUUGAGCAGAUCAUGUGACAGCCUAGCACUGGAAGCUCACAUAGUCUGAAUUUCUAGGACACUUUCAUCUCAUCAGCAAAGCGUCUGAAGUAUUUACGCAGGACACAAAAGCAUUAGCUGCUUUAUCUUCUACUCUCACACAUGCUGUGCAGCUAAAGAGAGUCCUUUGGUCUUUUGUGGCUUUCUGAGAAAAACCUGGCAGAGAAGCCUGUAAGAGUGGAGAGAGCUCUGUGCAGCAUGAAAUGUUCACCUUCUGUAGAAUGGGACCUGACACCUGCAAACAGAAACUUCUUAGCACCAGAGAAAAUUAUCAAUGGCACCAAACAAACAAAAAAAAUCAAGCUUAAACCCAUGUUUUCUGCAUGUGACCUCAAUUGCACCACAGUGACCAGCUCCCGGCAGAACCUCCUAAUAUUUAGUUGUCUCUCCGUCUUGGGAAACCAGACCUCUCCCAGCCCUCCUUGUGACACAGGAGGUCCCACCCCUUCUUGGGAAUUUUGAAGUCCAUUUAUAGUUCCAUCUCUUUGGUCCCAGCCUCCUUUGAGGGUAAGGAAGAUUUAGAUCUUACACCAAGAAAGCAUGCUGUGUGUGCCAGCACAGUGAGAAUGGGGGUAGCUCCAGAGCCAGAGGGGUCUCUUUGCAGUACUAAAGGCAAGAACACAGCAAGCAGUGAUUAUCCAUUAUUGGAAGUGUUCAGGAUUUUCCUGAACCUGGCCCUGAGCAACCCUGUCUAGUUUGAGAGUCACUCUGCUGGGAGCAGAGGGGUGAAAUAGAGACCCCAGAGGUCCUUUCCCACCUGAAUCUUCCUGUGAUACUGUGACUAACAAACAAGUGGGUUUAUUUGAUUUCGUGGUGUUUUUCUUAGUGAGGCAGUAGAAGAUAUCUUACAAAAGGAUGCAGGCUGCUACCUGCCAUGAGGUGCCAAGUGGAGAGGAAAUUGAAAAAACAGCUCAGUUGCCACUACAUUCUGAAUUGCAGUCUGGCACACAAUCGUGUUAAUCCAGCACAAAUGCAUAGUGUUGCAGAGAGGGGCAAUCCCAUCUUCCCUUUCAUCUCUCCUGCUGCCUCUCUUUUGUCAACACUGAUGAGCAGCAGAGAAUUGAUCCAGCUGAAAACUAAACUAUAAAGGAAUAAAUCCAUUUUGAUUUACAAUGAGCCCUUUCAGUUUAAAAAUGCACCAUCUCCCUCCCUAGCAAUUUUUUGUUCAAAGUAAAGUGGUUGGGGAUCACCAAAUCAGAGACUUCAUUCUCUUCAGGACUAUUCUGGAGCACUGCUGUGCCCCUCCUUGCUAUGCCAUCAUCCACAGCAACUUUCCCAGUGAUUAUAUUCUUCUGCAAAUGAUUUUUCGUAGCAUCACUGCUCCUUUAGUCACCCUCUACUUUUUCGUAUCUAGCUUUCCCACUAAGAAAGAAACAACAUAUUCUCUAUUUAGCCUGCAGCCUCCAGGGUUCCAAUGUACCAUGAGAUAUGGGCUCCUGUUCUCCUGCCAUGAUGCACCAUGAAAACACAGCAUGUGGAUCAGACCCACUUUUUCACAGUUCCUGGGGCACAGGCAAAUACGCCUAGAGCCAGACCCCUCUGUGCUCUGAGCAAUGCUCAUCCUCCAGCAUCUGAAACAUGACAAGGUGCCUCUUCUCUGUUGGAGAAACCCAGGUUACUGCCCAGAGUAGAACACAGAGAGGAUUUGAGCCCCAUGAGCAGAAGGCACAUCCUUCUGUGGCAGUUUUUCUCUGAAGGGAUACUGUACUGUCAGUUGAGAGCAACAGCAGCAAUAAGGAUAUGAGCCUGGAAUAUGUGGAUUGGCCUUUCUCUCUUUUAUGGCACUUUCAGAGAUUUUGUUUGCUUGAUAUUUCUGCUAAUGCUCAUCUGCUUUCUGGGCUAUCCCUGGUGUCCAGCACUUGUAUGUCAUCCAGCUCUGCUGUGGGCACUGGAACUUCCAGUCCACUGGGUCCCAAGGACCCUGCAGAUGGUCAGACUCUUUCUCUCCAGGUACCCUGAGAGAAACACAUUUUGGGAGUCCCACUCUCAGACCAAGGUUCAGCUCCCAUCAAAGUACUCCUCAGCUCAUACCUGAGUUAAGGCAAUCUUUCAGGACCACUCAGCUGCUGCCCCAGCCUCUCAACAACACGUUGGGUCAGUGCCUGACUCCUUUACCUCAGUGUCAAGGUCACUGUAACUGAGAGCAAAGCUGGCACGUGCCUCCCAUCCCACUUUGCUCUUGGGAAAACCCAGUGCAGCCCUGGGAUAUUUGGAAGGCUAUUGCAUAUUUUUUGAUUGGAUUAGAAGCAUGAACACUGCAAUGAGAAGGGAGUCGAAAUAUAACCUAGUUUGCUGCAUGGAUUUUUGUAUUUAAUCCACCCCACCCUCUGUGUUGCAAAACAUGGAGGUUGUGGCAUCAGAAAUAUCACUUAACUAGGUAUUGGCCAAGGUACUGAUAGCCAUAACCAUCUCCACAGGUAACUGUGAUGACCAAUAAGGAUUCUGUAAGUGUCCCAUCUCUCCUUGAGGAAGAAUCUGGAGGUCUUUUGAAAGAGAAUAGUUAUACAGUCCUCCACAGCGAAUGCUGGCCAGUUACAAGAUGCCAGAUGCCAAAUAUGCCCAUGAAUGCUGCAGAUUUUCUUCAGUAAUUAAAUCAUUGGGGGUUUUGUUAUGUUUUGGGUUUUUUUUAGCAGAAAUGCAGCCCACAACUUUAGUCAGAUCCCCCCAAUGUUAUUUCUCACUUUCUAAUUCAGGUUUCUCUGGGAUAUGCAGCUGAGUAUUGUCACACAAAGGGUACUCACCUUCUAGCACUGUAAAGAAAGAGGCUGCAGAUUUGUCCAAAGACCCCAUAAAGCUAUGUUUUCUUAAAGGUGCUCUCAUGGGAUUCUGGGAAGCAGGGCACUGCUAGACUCUCCUCAGUGCCAUAUCCGAGAUUUGUGGUGACUCAGGCACUGCCUCCCUAAAAAGGACCCUUUCAAAAAAGCCUCCCAGUCAGGUAGCCAAUCACUCUGCCUCCUCCUAGCACUUCUGCAGUGGCACAUUUUGGUUUUUCCCAGAUCUACUGGGAGAUAGAAACUUUCUCUUUUCUGGUGCUCUUCUCCUCACUGCUUUUUGGGAUCUGUCAUCUCAGAUGAAUGGGUCCCUUCUCCAAGACCACCCUCUGAUGAGUUGACGUGUGGUGUACCCAGCCCCUGGGGAGAUAACAUGCCGCUUCCAGGCAUCAUGAAACAUGUUUGGUACCCACCCUGGACUUAAUUUCCUAUACAGAAUGCACCUCUGGUUGGCACCUUGGUAGAAACUAUCAUGGCCCUUUGUGUGGGAAAAGUGGCUUGCAUUCCUCUACUUCAGGGGUGCCUAUUUUGAUGCAUUACCCCAUUGUGCAUCUCACAGAAAGCCUGCCAAGCUGUGGACACCAGCUCUUUCUGCCUCAGAGUUCUGCAGCUCGACCUCUCUGCAGCAAGAAGGUGUUGACUUGGGAACCACUGCAUCUGUCCCAAGUGCCCAGAGAACGGCAGCUCCACUACUUCCUCUCUGCAGCUGAGCUUAGAUUUCUUUUAGUCCCCUAAGCUUCCCAGUCAGUGCCAGAAGUCUUGCAGUUAAUCCCAGUCCCUGUUGCCUGUGCAGGCACCUGUUGGGUACCAACCUGCCCAGCAGCUCUUGCUCACACCACAUCCUUGCCAAACCUUCCCUUCUGUUUCCCCAGGUGUGGCUGCUUUUUGUUUACAGUUCCUUGCCAUGAAGUUAUUAGUUAUCUCCCAUUAAUAAGGAACUUGGUUUUGCCUGCUAUGUUUGCUUUAGCACUGGACAAACAGCAAUCAGGAUGUUUUACACGAGGUCCUUCUGGCAAGCACUCUAUCUCAGGAACGCCCAGGCAAGCUGAUAACUCAGUCUUCAAGCAUGGUUUCCUAGAUCAGCUGAAGUCUGAAAAUAAAUUCUAGAGCACCUGAGAACGUCAGCAUAAAGUGGAAGAUUGUGACUACUUUCAGAUUUGAUGGUGCAAGGACCAAAACAUGAAAGUGGAAUCAUUCAGAGAAAAACACGGUAUUACAGAAAUCUGGAAAUGCAGUGGAAAAUUCCUUCAGCAAGACUAACUCAAUGAUACUGCAGAACAGUGUUUUCUAUUCCUAUUUUUCUUGGUGAGUGCAGUUUGCAUCCAUAAGACAUGCCAAGAGAGACAAGAAGAGCAAUGUAUUAAGGCUGUGCACAAGACGACUGCUGCGGUGAAGUCCGGAACCUGGCUGAAGCUACUAAUGCCUAACAUGGACAAAGGAGCAUUUAGUGAGCUGGGCUUCUACGUCCCUGCCCUUGGCUACUCUUGUUGCAGCCUGCCCCUCAUUCCCCAUGGCUCUGCCAGGGUCCCACACAUCCCUGUCAGCCUCUCUGCCCAGGGGACCCACACGGGCAGUUCUGAGAAGAUGUCCCUGUGCUGAUCUCUCUCUGGUCACUGUUAUCUCUGCCUCGGGGUCCCAUUCUGGGAGAUGACGAAAAUGCUAUUCGAGGGAGUCAGCAUUUAAAAUGGGCCGUUAGAGAGAAACGUCACAGUGUCUUUGCUAAAGAUAGCCUGGUGCUGAGUAAAACAGUGCCUCUAAAACCUUCCUUUUACAACAUGCUCACUCAGCAUAAUAACCCCUCGGCCUCAAACACCCUCAAACACCCAGGCAGCUCCUGUCAUUUUCCUGGGCUCUCCAUCAGUCUCUUGUGACCACCUCUUGGGAAGCUGUAGCAGAAUGGGACUACGUCCUCUGCUUUGCUGAGUCUUACAAGGGAUAAGCAUUUCCUAGAGCAUGAAUUCCUUUAAAAGUGGUUUUGAGGGCUAGAGUGGAAUAGUGCCAGGGUGCCAAGGCUACAAGAGCAGAGAGAGUUGAGAUGGAGGGAGAGAGUAAUGAACUCAGUGUGUCCCUCAAGUGAAGCCAGGAGAGGGGGAGCAGAUGAUGCUGGACUGCAGCAAUGUAUGUGUCUCCCCACCACGGUUCCAACUCCCUUCUCUCUCUCUCUCACCUUCACCCACACACUCACACCAUUCUUGCACUGCUGAUUCAAGGGAAAGAAGCGGUUGAUGCUUUCUGCUUGAACUGGUCACCACAAACUGUUUUUCUUGAACAGUAGGAAAAAAACACCUCCUGACAACUGUUGCAAGUUCUCCCCUAUCUUUGCUCCUCUCUUUCUCUCUCAUGCGAUCCCAUGGACUGUGUUACACAAGAGGGCAUGUGGGACCACUACAAAGCAGUCCCUUGGGGACAUGGAGGCACAUGAGGUUCCACCUGUACACCAGUCCCACUCCUCAGGAGGCUGGAGAGCCAUGUGUGAUGAAAGAGAUGAGACCUGUUGCUGCAACAGGGGUCUGCUGAAGCGAGGCAUAGCACUGGCCUGCUUUUAUCCUCCACCUUCACCACCCAGCUGAGGAAAACCAGAGAGCAAGCAAGGAUCCUUCCACAGUUGAAAAGUGGCCACUAUGAGUCACCUCCCUUCCCCCAGCCUGAGGAAAAGCCCCAACACUUGGGGGAUGAGCCACCGAGGGGCUUAGUGUCUGACACAUGUCAUGAAGGGCUGAUUAAGUCCGAAAGAGUCAGAGCAGUGGGCUGCUGGAAAGUGUGAACCACAACAGUGGGGGUUCUCUGAGACAAAAUGGGUCCCAGGAUGAGGCACAUGGAUGGAAAUGUAUAGCCCUAUGUAAAGGUCAGCAGCUUAAUGGGAGCUAGGUUGAGCCCCCUCUGUGCAUGAGCUUGAGUGGGUUUUCCCAGAACUGAUGGAGGAGGAGGGUCCCUUCCUCACACUCCUCAUUGUGCCACAGUAUUCAGCCCCUCUUUUCAGUUCUGAUUCCUUCUUCUGGAUGCUCCUCUCUAUCUCCUUGGACCACCCGGGCUUUGUCCCAUAUUGGCCCUGGACUCUAGAUUGAUGAGUCACAUGUGCCCUACUUGGAGCUCACCACAGACCAUUUCCUCAUGCUGCCUGUGAACUGACCAAUGAGAAAAAGCCAAGGAAUUAGCUCAUUUGGAGGAUUAAAGAAGGAAAGAAAAAGAAAAUGAAGAAAAAAAAAAAAAAAAAACAAGAAGAAAGAACAGCAGAAAUAAAGACCAACAUGUUCUCAAAAGCCCUGAAACAAUUAGAGGGAAGCUGUAAGAGACGGAAAGAUCAAACCAAAAAAGGUAAGAGAUGAAAGAAAAACAUGAAGGGCACUUGCUGGGAAGUGUCUUCUACACUUUUUCCACUGGCUAUGUAGAAGCGAAAUUUGUAAGAAAAACAACAGCGACUCAAAGAAUUUCCACUAAAAGAUGCUUACAGCUGUGUCUCUGGUCCCUCCCUCCUCUGCUCUCACGUGCCUCAGGCUUAUACUGGUUUCUUGGUGGUGACGCAUCUUCUUAGUGAUAUGAGGAAAUUUGCUGCCCACCUGCAAUAUAAGGGCAUUUAGGGAAAUGCUUCGAUCAGAGAGAGAGAGAGACGGCAUGAGAGCAAGCACAUCCCACUGACCCCUUUUUGCUUACCCACCAACCUCUAGCACCUUCUUUGCCCAUGCCUCAUUUUUACUGAUCUCUUCAAGCUUUGGACCUUGUCAAGCACGGACCCAAGUAGGAGGCAGCCCCUCGCCUUUCCUGGAUGCCACCAUGAGGCUGAUGUCCCUGGUGCUGUUCCUCACCUUUGUCCUGCUGGCUUUCAGUGGUAAGAGGGGCUGAACCUACUGGGGAGGGCAGUGUAGCUCAGUAAGCUAUGCCUGGGUGUUACUUGGUCCCUGACAAGACUGGAAGGGAGAGUUUGUGCCCUUCCAAUCCACCAAAGAUGGCCAGAUAUUGCCCUGCUCUCUAACUUGCCCUGGCAAAUGCAGCAUCCCCACUCUUUGCUCAACUCUUUAUCUUGUUACAGCUGGUCACAUCCUAGCAGGAUUAGCGGAGGGGGAAAGCAGGGACCAGAAAAUGUGGGUCAGAGAGGGGAGUUCAGCUGUGCUGCCCUGCCACUUGAGCCCCAGAAAAACGAGAAAGAGCUUGAAGCAGCUGCCCGACAAGAUAUCUGUGCAGUGGAAGAGGCAUGGGGGAAGGACUCUGCCUUACACAAUGGCAAUUUCUCCCUGCGGAUUGACCCCGUCAGGAGCGAGGACGCUGGGCUGUACGAGGCACGGGUGGAAUACAACUCGGAGGUCCAUAGCUGCCAUGUGGAACUGGGGGUAAUUACAGUAACCCUCAGUCCACCCAAUCCUGUGGAAGAAAAUGAGCCGCUCUUGAUGAGCUGCAACUCCAGCUACCAGGCCAGCCUUGUGGAGAUAUGUUGGUUCCAUAACGGGCACCUGGGCCCCACCUCCAGGACCUUCUGCUCUUUGUCUGGGGCUCUCUCCAUCCUGCGGCCAGCCAUGAGUGAUGCAGGCUCCUGGCGCUGCCAGCUUCGAUACUCUGAUAACGAGAUAAUUUCUGCCACGUACAACCUGCAAAUUCUAGGUUUUGAUGGCCCAACCAACCCUGUGGUCUAUGCUGCAGCUGGCUCUGCAGCCCAUCUACCAUGCAGCCUGAGCUACCUUCCCAGUUCCUUUCAGAUGAACAUGGUGACAGCCCACUGGAGCCAUCUUGCAGGAGGACACUUGCAAGACUGGGACAUCUUCCCAAAUCUGAGUAACAGAAGCUUCCCCCUGCAUCUCCCUGUGGUGGGGCCGCGUGAUGCAGGGCAGUACCGCUGUGCUGUCUCUGUGGGCCACAAAACAAUCAGCAGGGAGGUGACCUUGGCAGUGGUUACAGUGACUCCAAGCAUCCAAGGACCAGUUUCUGAGGGGAGUCGUUUGCUGCUCAUCUGCAGCCUCACACACUCCCGGGGACAUGAACGUUUCCAGUGGAAGCACCUUGGCUCAGUCCCCACUAAGAGCAAGCUGGCUGUGGCCACCCUCCAAAACCUGGAGGGCAGCAGCGCCCAGAUGGGACCUAUCUUGAAAAUACCCAAAGUGUCACAAAAGGAUACGGGCACAUGGGAAUGCAGUGUAUAUGGCCCAGAAGGCCAACUGGGAGGAGUGGAGUACAAGCUGCAGAUCACAAGUGCCCAGGUCUCCAGCCCUCCUGCUAUGUUCAGUGGGCAAGUUACUUUUGGGCUCACACUCACCCUCUUCCUUCUGCUUGCUGUCUGUGUUGUGGCUCUGGCCCUACAGAAAAGGGCACAGACUCCUGCCUUCUCAGCACUGGAAGGGAUGAUUGGAGUCCCUGGGCCGAGGAAGUCGAUGAAGGAAAACCAGAAAGGGAAGAUCCAGCAAACUGAGUGCUGAUAGAAGCAGGGACACCAGGGCUAGUCUGCAUGGGAGGAUGAAAAUCUGUGUGCCGUGCUGCAGAGAGAUGGGUGCCAUGCAGACCUGUCAGGGGGGUCUAGGGAUGGCAUGAACAAUGCAGAAGGCAUUGGGAGCUCUGUAUCUGCAGAGGGGCUGGGAGCUGCCUACCAGGGCAAGGCAAGCCUCACUGCUGCAGUAAGGUGGCCAGCAGCACAGAUGCUUUGGAGCUAUUGGGAGUAUUUGAGCCAGUAGCUAUUGCCUGCUUUAGUGCCAAAUCUCUGCCUACUCUUUGUCCUUUUUUCGUGGCUCCUCUCACAACCUUUCUCUGGUGGAACACCAGGAUGCAGGAGAUGGCUGGAAUCUGUCUUUCCUGCAGCCUGAUGGUGUUUUCUGCCCCCCUUGCUCGCUUUCUUCUCCCUCUGCCUGCACUGCCCUGAUCACUGCCCUGUUGCAUAUUUUGAGCAUUUUAACUUAUUAGAAACUCAUUUUAGAACUGAAAAUAAAUCUA
Molecule: messenger RNA, 9593 nt
Organism: Lepidothrix coronata (blue-crowned manakin)
Lineage: Eukaryota; Metazoa; Chordata; Aves; Passeriformes; Pipridae
Gene: LAG3
Product: lymphocyte activating 3
Exons: 7
Coding region: 7667-9085 (472 amino acids)
Biological process (GO): T cell activation; positive regulation of ERK1 and ERK2 cascade; interleukin-15-mediated signaling pathway
Cellular component (GO): membrane raft; external side of plasma membrane
Molecular function (GO): MHC class II protein binding; protein tyrosine kinase binding
Source: RefSeq, a predicted model, not a curated record